This is a messenger RNA of Spinacia oleracea (spinach), 1404 nucleotides long. RefSeq lists its product as uncharacterized. The record is from RefSeq and is a predicted model, not a curated record. The transcript is spliced from 3 exons. NCBI's taxonomy places the organism in Eukaryota, Viridiplantae, Streptophyta, Magnoliopsida, Caryophyllales, Amaranthaceae. The coding region runs from base 99 to 521 and encodes 140 amino acids.
AUUUCUCAAUACAAUUGCACACAUACAAUCUAAUCAAAAUCAUUUUACAAAAUUCUUGAGAGAAUAAAGAGUUCCCGAAUCAAAUAGAGAUCAAUAAUAUGUCCGAAUUUAAUUAUUGGGUGCCUUUAAGAGCCCUUCUUCUUGGUUUACUUGCAAUUGCUCUCAGUUUUAUCGCUUACGCCAGAAGAGUCAGGGCUUCAGAAGUUCACAAUGUUAAUGGGAUCUGCACAUAUCCAAACGGUUCAGCGUGGUAUUUUGGUUUAAUGGCUGCAAUAGCUCUUCUUGCUUCGCAACUUGCAAUUUGUGUUGGCAUGAAAUGCUUUUGUUGCAAUCGUAACGUACAUUUUACUAAAAAAUGUAUUGCUGUUAUCUCCAUGAUAUUCUUCGUUCUUUCCUGGAUUGCAUUUGUGAUAGCAUUCACGGGACUUAUAAUUACAGCAAUCGUGAACAACCAUGACUUCCUAGUAGACCUGGUUAUUGGACAGAGUAGUCCAAUGGAUAUAGGGUUAGGGUCAAGUUAAUAGGGCUUUUAUUGGGCAGGGCUCUUAUUGGACAGGGCCUUUAUUGGACAGGGUCAUUAUAGGGUCAAAUUUAUACUACAAUUAUUUUGAAAAUUAAAAUAGUAAUGAUACAAAAAAUUACGUGUAUAGCUUCGUAUUUACUUGUACUUGCACAUGACUCUUUUGUUUUUCAUUUUUUAUUGCUCGUUUAUUGACCCGCCCACUAAUGACCCGCUAUUGACCCGCAACCCGCUUUUGACCCGCCCAUUAUCGACCCGCUAAAAAUGACCCUUUCAAUACCCGACCCUCUUUUGACCCGCACCGACCCUGACCCGCCCCGCCCGAUAACCAGGUCUACUUCCUAGUAAAACAACAUCCUCGUACCAACAAUGGUGGUACUUGCUUCACCGGCCCGGAACCAUUGUUCCUAAGUUCUGCGAUUUGGUGCAUAAUUACAACCGUGUUCGGUCAAAUCUCGUACAGCAUUUGGGCCUGUAGUGUCGAUAGAAGAGACAAUAGUGUACAAGUUGGAUAUGCUCGUUCAUAUGAACAAGAUCAAGGUGUUGCUAUGGGACAACCUCUUCAUACACAACAACAACAACUACCAAAGGAACAAUGUUGAUCAUAUAUUAUAUUUAUAUGAUUGAUUGUUGGUUGAAGACGAGGAUUUAUCGAAUAUAAUCGAAGAUGGUCGAAAAUAUGUUUUUAAUAUAUUCUUUUUUUAGAUGUUUUGAUUUUUUAUAUUCUUGAGGAUUCUUUUUAGUUACUUGUUGUAAGUGAGUAAUGGUGUUAUAUAACUUGAAUACAAGAAUUUAUUAAGUCAAAUAGUUGUAAUUGGUAAUGUACUAAUGUGUAAUGUGAAAUAGAUGUAAUUUAUUAAGUGAAAUGGUGUUACGUAACCUAA